This is a messenger RNA of Solanum tuberosum (potato), 2443 nucleotides long. Its product is annotated as subtilisin-like protease SBT2.5. The record is from RefSeq and is a predicted model, not a curated record. NCBI's taxonomy places the organism in Eukaryota, Viridiplantae, Streptophyta, Magnoliopsida, Solanales, Solanaceae. Bases 1 to 2430 code for a protein of 809 amino acids. Gene Ontology annotation, molecular function: serine-type endopeptidase activity. Gene Ontology annotation, biological process: proteolysis. The transcript has 9 exons.
AUGGCAACCAUUUUAACCUUCAUUGCCCUCUCUUUUAUGACUACAUGGGUGCCCUUAUUGGCAAAUGCAAAAGUCUUCAUAGUUCUAAUGAAAGAUGACCCUUUUGUAUCUACAAAAUCAAAGAAUUUUGAAGAUAUUGAUGUCUACAAAGAAAGGAUGAGAAGACAACAUGACAUGCUUCUAGGAUCUCUUCUAGAAAAAAGUGUUUAUACCAAAGUUUACAGCUAUACUCAUUUGAUCAAUGGAUUUGCCAUUCAUUUGGCAUCUGAUGAGGCCCUUGAUAUUCUGCGGAAUGUAGAAGGUGUUAGAGCCAUUUAUGAAGAUGUAAAGAUGAAGAAGCUGACAACGCAUACACCUGACUUUUUAGGACUUCCUGCUGGUGUCUGGCCUAAGUUAGGUGGCCCUACGACUUCAGGGGCAGGCGUUGUGAUUGGUAUGAUUGACACCGGAAUCAAUCCGUUCCAUCCUAGCUUUUUGGCUCAAGCAUCAAAUGGUGCUGGCCGCGGUACAAUUGUGAAAAGUGGCAAAUUCAAAGGGAAGUGUGUGACUGGAGAUAGAUUCCCGGAAACAGCCUGCAAUAGCAAGAUAGUUGGAGCACAAUAUUUUGCAAGAGCUGCAACUGCUGCUGGCGAAUUCAAUGCCUCUCGUGACUAUGCUUCCCCUUUUGAUGCUGAUGGACAUGGAAGCCAUACAGCAUCAACUGCAGCAGGAAAUCAUCAGGUUCCUGUCAUUGUCAACCAUUUCAACUAUGGUUAUGCAAGUGGUAUGGCUCCAGGAGCAGGGAUUGCUGUGUAUAAGGCCAUGUAUUCUUUCGGAGGUUUCAUGUCAGAUGUUGUGGCGGCAGUAGAUCAGGCAGUAGAAGAUGGAGUGGAUAUACUUAGCCUUUCUGUAGGGCCAGCAAGUGUCCCUACUGGCCCUUCUGCUUUCCUCAAUGUUCUGGAAAUGCAGCUUUUAUUUGCAACAAGAGCUGGUGUGUUGGUUGUUCAAGCUGCUGGAAAUGGAGGUCCUUCUUCAACUUCUAUUCUUUCCUUCAGUCCCUGGAUCACUAGUGUUGCUGCCUCCACUACGGAUCGUAGAUAUAAUAAUUCAAUUGUUCUAGGCAAUGGACAAAGCUUCUCUGGCAGUGGACUUUCGCCCCCAACCCUUUCAGAAGUGCAUUUCCCACUUGCUGCUGCAUCUGAUGUUUGUAAAGGGAACACUUCUUCUGCUCUAUUGACAGUUGAGAGCUGCCAGGAGACAGAACCAUUCAUUCGAACAUUAGUGCAGGGGAAGAUAGUAAUAUGCACAUAUACAUUUGAUUUUGAAUCAGAAGCGGCAAGCAUAGCCACUGUUGCUGAUACAAUACAAAAUGUCGGGGCAGCUGGUUUUGUACUGACAAUGGACCCUGAUAUUAGUUCUGAAAAAAUUAAGGGAGCUACAAUGACUUUGUCAGUACCUGGUCUAAUCUUGAACAGCAUGGAAGCCUCUACGGCUUUGCGCGAAUACUAUAACUCGAACACAUUAAGAAGUAGAAGUGGAAGGGCUGUUAGUUUCAGAGCUACAGCAAGAAUUUUAGACGGGAGACAAGCUAGUUAUAACAGUCAGGAUCCGGUUGUGGCAUCGUAUUCAUCUAGAGGUCCUGAUGUGAACAAUGCACUCUUAGACACUGCUGAUGUCCUUAAACCGAACAUCAUGGCUCCAGGAUCCUCGAUAUGGGCAUCUUGGAGCCCUAAUAGUGAAGGAGAUCAAUACAUCAAAGGACAGAAUUUUGCACUUUUAUCUGGAACAAGCAUGGCUACUCCACACAUUGCUGGAAUUGCUGCUCUAAUAAAACAGAAGCACCAUGGGUGGAGUCCUGCAGCCAUUACGUCUGCAAUGAUGACAACUGCAGAUGUAACGAAUGGCUACUCUAGUACCCCUCUUUUUGCCCAACAAACCAACCAGCUAACUCCUGCUACUCCUUUUGAUUUUGGAUCCGGGCUUGUCAAUCCAUCUCGAGCCAUUGACCCUGGACUUAUUUUUAAAGCAAGUUUUAAACACUAUGUGCUGUUUUUAUGUUCAGUUCCAGGAGUCGAUGAAAUGUCUGUAAGACGAGCAGUUGGAGUUGGAUGCCCAAGUAAGAAAAAAGCAUGGUGCUCAGAUUUAAACACGCCAAGUGUGACAAUUUCAAAUUUGGUAGGCUCAAGAAAUGUGAUCAGGAGGGUGACUAAUGUUGCUGGUGUAGAUGAAACGUACCAAGUGAUCGUGCAAGAGCCUCUGGGCGUGAGUGUUUCUGUAAGUCCACGAGUAUUUAACAUCAUUGCAAAGGCUUCAAAACAUAUUACCUUUGUCCUAAAUGCAACUCAAACAACCAAUACUUACUCAUUUGGUGAAAUCGUGUUCCAAGGUAACCAAAACCAUACUGUUCGAGUGCCUUUGGCUGUGUUUGUAAGCAGCACUUUACAUUCAUGAUGCUCUUGUAUAU